AUUUCAUCGAUCUCAACAACAACUCCCCCAAUUUGAGAACAGAAGAGGAACCGGAACUACGGGGUCAAUUCUUUCAGCAUGGCUCCCUACGUCAAGAAGCGCAAAGUCCUCGACUCGAUUGCAUCCCGUCCUCAGAAGAAGUUCCGCAAGCAGCGCGCAUACCACAGCAGCUCCGAAGAUGAUGACGACGAGCCCACCGAAUUCAAGGCCGUCAGUCUGGCGGACUCGGACGCCGAGGAGGAAGUGAAGAAACCCAAGAAACAGACCAAAUCCAUCGGCGAAUCAACCAAGAAGUCCGCCCCCAAGCAGCAGAAGAAGCACGAUAGCUCCGACGAAGACGAGGACGAUGAAGAUAUGGCCUCCGACUCGGACGCAGACGACUCGGAAGACUUGGACGAUGAAUUCGAUGUGGGCGCAGAGUCGGAUAAUUCCAACCCCGCCUCGACGACAGGUGGUCGGGCUGUUCCCAAGCGCCAUGACCCUUCGGCGUUCUCGAACUCAAUGGCCAAGAUUCUGGCGACCAAGCUCCCUACCUCGAUGCGCGAAGACCCCGUUUUGUCCCGCAGCAGGACUGCCGCUCAGAAGAGUACUCAGGUGGCAGAAGAGAAGUUGGAUCGCCAGGCGCGGGCAAAGAUGCGCGCGGAGAAGAAGGAAGAGCUGGACCGUGGCCGUAUCCGCGACGUGAUGGGCUUGGAGCGUGGCCAGACUGGUGCGGUGGCUGAAGAGGAGAAGCGUCUGCGCAAGAUUGCCCAGCGUGGUGUGGUGAAAUUGUUCAAUGCUGUGCGCGCGGCGCAGGUUCGCGGAGAAGAAGCCGCUAAGGCGGAGCGGAAGAAGGGUACAAUUGGUAUGGGCGAGCGCGAGAAGGCUGUGAACGAGGUCAGCAAGCAAGGGUUCUUGGAUUUGAUCAGCGGCAAAAAGGGCAAGCCGCUGCAGAUCGAGGAGGCUUGAGGAAUGGAAAGUGUGAUAUUGACAUGUGUGUAUAUCUGGCAUAUCCAUGGCGUUUCGGGGGGUUAGGCUACUCUACGUUCCUGUUUCUCUCUAUUUUAUCAACAAUCUGCAU
Messenger RNA from Aspergillus homomorphus CBS 101889, 1060 nucleotides. RefSeq names its product rRNA-processing protein RRP15. Gene Ontology annotation, cellular component: preribosome, large subunit precursor. Gene Ontology annotation, biological process: maturation of 5.8S rRNA; maturation of LSU-rRNA. The record is from RefSeq and is a predicted model, not a curated record. Bases 79 to 948 code for a protein of 289 amino acids. The transcript has a single exon. Lineage: Eukaryota; Fungi; Ascomycota; Eurotiomycetes; Eurotiales; Aspergillaceae.